Messenger RNA from Danio rerio (zebrafish), 507 nucleotides. RefSeq names its product zgc:194101. The record is from RefSeq and is marked predicted. NCBI's taxonomy places the organism in Eukaryota, Metazoa, Chordata, Actinopteri, Cypriniformes, Danionidae.
GACAGUUGACAGCUCAAGGCAGAAUGGCUACUAUGGUUUACCAAGUACAGGCUCCAGCAUGUGGAGCCAGGCAGCAUGUCAGAGGAGAUCAAAACAUGGUGCCUGUUCCCUAUCACGAGCCACUGGAAAGCACCAGCCACGCUGUUCUCCAGGUGGAAAAGCCAGUUUCUCCAGGUCCAAAAAGCUUCUUUGUUAACAUCUUUGAUGGCUCAAAGGGAAAGAAGAUUACUGUAAAGAUAAGGAGCACUGACACCAUUGGGAAACUCCAGAAGAAAGCAGAGAAGCUCAAGCCAGAUUUUGUGGGAUGCGGGAAUCUGACCUUUAAUGGCAAACCAGUUCAACUACAACAGAAGCUGUGUGAUCUGCAGGUGGAGCCCGGUGCUACAUUCAUCACCUACCAGAAGUGCCAUGGAGGCUAAAAAGACUUUUUUAAGCUCUUCUGUUUAUUUUUUUUAUGCUUGCGUGUCUAUUAUGUACUAUAUGUCUUCAUAUAACCGUUAGGUUCGA